Messenger RNA from Pristis pectinata (smalltooth sawfish), 3285 nucleotides. RefSeq lists its product as uncharacterized. The transcript has 18 exons. The coding region runs from base 113 to 3091 and encodes 992 amino acids. Gene Ontology annotation, molecular function: iron ion binding; oxidoreductase activity, acting on paired donors, with incorporation or reduction of molecular oxygen, reduced flavin or flavoprotein as one donor, and incorporation of one atom of oxygen; heme binding. The record is from RefSeq and is a predicted model, not a curated record. NCBI's taxonomy places the organism in Eukaryota, Metazoa, Chordata, Chondrichthyes, Rhinopristiformes, Pristidae. Gene Ontology annotation, biological process: xenobiotic metabolic process. Gene Ontology annotation, cellular component: cytoplasm; intracellular membrane-bounded organelle.
CCGCAGGAGGAGGUGUUAAACAAAGAAGCGAGUUCGCUCAAGUUGUAUCACCCUGACCCGGGACCCUGCUCCUGAUCGCUGCAAGAAGCCAGAAGUCAAAGGGAGCCCAGAGAUGUCGUUCGCCAGCAUCUGCCCAUUGGAUGCUGUGACUUUGGUACUUCUCUGCCCUCUCAUAGUGUUGCUUCUCGCUUAUUUUCACACCGGGUCUAAAUCUCAUGGAGCGUUCAACUUUCCCCCGGGACCCACUCCUCUUCCGAUCAUCGGGAACCUGCACCUCCUGGAUCUGAAGAAGCCCCACCAAAGUCUCAUGGAGCUCUCUGAGAAAUAUGGUCCAAUCUACAGCAUCAAGCUUGGAACUAUGAAGGCUGUGGUCCUUACUGGCUAUGAGACGGUGAAGGAUGCUCUUAUCAACCAUGCAGAUGAGUUUGGAGAAAGAGCUCGCAUACCAAUAUUUGAAGACCUAACAAAGGGUCAUGGCAUCCUUUUUGGCCAUGGGGAAUCUUGGAAGCAGAUGCGAAGGUUCACCUUAUCCACCCUACGUGACUUUGGAAUGGGCAAGAAAACUAUUGAAGAUAAAAUCAUUGAAGAAUCCCAUUUCCUGAUAAAAAUAUUUGAAUCCUAUAAAGGCCAAGAAUUUAAUCCAACCAUCCAGUUAAAUGCUGCUGUGGCCAAUAUAAUCUGCUGUAUAGUUUUUGGCGAUAGAUUUGAUUACAAUGAUGAAAGCUUCAUCACUUUGGUAAAGAGAGUGAAUGAAAAUGUUCAGCUUGCUGGUUAUCCAAUGGUUCAGCUUUACAAUGCAUUCCCAAUACUGGCAUUUCUUCCUGGUUCACACAAGAAAAUGUUAAAAAAUGCAGCAUUAAAUAGUGGGUUUGUCAAAAGCUUUUUAAAAGAAAGUUAUCGGAAACUGGAUGCAAAUGAUCCGAAGAGCUUUAUUGAUGUCUUCAUGUUAAAACAGCAGCAGCAAUCAGGUAAUCCAAAUACACAGUUCCACGAGAACAACCUGAUAUUCACAGUAACCAACCUGUUUGGUGCUGGGAUGGAGACGACUUCGACCACACUUCGUUGGGCUAUGCUGUUGAUGAUGAAGUACCCCCAGGUUCAGGAACAAGUCCAUGAGGAAAUCACCGGAGUUAUUGGAUCAGAGCGGUUUCCCAGAACUGAAGAUCGGAAAAAUUUGCCAUACACCAAUGCAGUGAUCCACGAAAUCCAGAGGAUUGGUAACGUUGUGCCACUGAACCUCCUGCACUCAACAUCAGUGGACUUAAACUUCAAAGGAUAUUUCCUCCCCAAGGACACAACAGUGAUCCCCUUGCUAACCUCAGUGCUUUAUGAUAAAACUCAAUGGGAAAACCCAAAUGAGUUUAACCCUUCCAACUUUCUGGAUGCCAAUGGGAAGUUUGUGAAGAGAAAUGCCUUUAUUCCUUUUUCCAUAGGACGCAGGGCCUGUGUUGGGGAGAUCCUGGCCACGAUGGAGCUCUUCCUGUUCUUCACCAUUCUGAUACAAAAGUUCAGGUUUCAAGUUCCCCCGAAUGUUAGCGAGCUGGAGCUUGUGCCUGGCAUGGGCUUCACUUUGUUCCCAAAGUACCAACACGUGUGUGCUUUCCUUAGCUUGUUUGUUACAGAUACAGUCACACUAAUCCUUUUUUCACUUCUGACUGUGUUUUGUCUGAUAUAUUUUCAUACUGGAUGUAAACCCUCAUCUGCUUACAAGCUGCCCCCUGGUCCAACCCCUCUGCCUUUGAUUGGGAACCUGCACACACUGGACCUGAAGAUGCUGUACAGAAGUCUUACAGAGUUAUCUGCGCAGUAUGGACCUGUAUUUACCAUUCAGUUGGGACUGGAGAAAGCAGUGGUCCUCACAGGCUACAAAGCAGUGAAAGAAGCGCUUGUGGAUCAGGCAGAUGAGUUUGCAGAGAGAGCAAAGAUCCCCGUGUUGGAAAUGCUGGCAAACGGUUACGGGAUUUCUUUUGGACAUGGGGAAUCUUGGAGACAAAUGCGAAGAUUUACUUUAACGACAUUACGCAAUUUUGGAAUGGGCAAGAAGACUAUUGAGGACAAGAUUACUGAGGAAGCCAAGUACCUGGUGCAAGAGAUGGAAUCUCACCAAGACCGACCGUUUGAUACCACCAUGCCUGUUACAUCUGCCAUGGCCAACAUCAUCUGCUCUAUAGUUUUUGGAGAACGAUUUGACUACAAGGACGAAGUGUUUCUCACCAUAACAAAACUGAUACGUGAAAAUUUUAAUCUGCUUGGAUCUUCCAGAGUCCAGAUGUACAACGCUUUUCCUUUCCUUGGCUUUCUACCUGGAACUCACAAGAAGAUCUUUCAAAAUCGAACACAAAUUGUUCGGCUCAUCCUGAAUUUUUACAGAGAGCAUCAGAAAACUCUGAGUGAGAAUGACAUAGGGAGCUUGAUUGAUGCUUUCUUGGUAAAACGAGAAGAGGAAUCAAAUAAUUCUAAUUCCUAUUUCCAUGACAACAACUUGGUGACUUCAGUAACCAACCUGUUUGCUGCUGGAACAGACACCUCCUCUUCAACACUGCGCUGGGCCAUUCUUCUGAUGAUGAAGUACCCGGAAAUUCAGAGAAAUGUACAAGAAGAAAUCGAUAGAGUUAUUGGAACAGACAGGACACCCCGGAUGGGAGAUCGGAAGGAAAUGCCAUAUGCUGAUGCAGUAUUGCAUGAGAUCCAGAGAUUUGCCAACAUCAUCCCAAUGAAUAUUCCACAUGCAACAACCAAGGAUACUCUCUUCAGAGGGUUUUUCAUUCCAAAGGGAAUGCAGGUAAUUCCCCUGCUAUCUUCUGUCCUCCUUGAUAAGACUCAAUGGGAAACACCAAAUUACUUCAACCCCUCUCACUUUCUGGAUGCUGAGGGGAGGUUUGUGAAGAGAGAUGCCUUCAUGCCUUUCUCAGCAGGACGGCGGAUAUGCAUUGGAGAAAGCCUAGCCAAGAUGGAGCUGUUUCUCUUUUUCACGACCUUGUUGCAGAGAUUUUCCUUCCACGCCCUACCAGGAACCUGCUUGGAUCUCACGCCAUCUGUCGGUCUUACCUUGUGUCCAAAGCCUCACUUAGUGUGUGCCAGACUCCGCUAGCGAACAUGGCUCACGGGGAGGUGGAUGGACAGGCGGCAGGAACCGAAGAUGGACCUCCUGGCCACACGGGAAGAAACACUUGAGACCAUUCCGCUUUAAUCUUCUUUGAACCCUUUUGCUUCUUAAUUGUAAAAAUGUAAUAAAUGAAAUAGACCAACUCUUGGAAAUUAUGACAUUAAAUCUUCAGAAAUCUU